This is a messenger RNA of Cladophialophora yegresii CBS 114405, 936 nucleotides long. RefSeq lists its product as uncharacterized. The transcript is spliced from 2 exons. Lineage: Eukaryota; Fungi; Ascomycota; Eurotiomycetes; Chaetothyriales; Herpotrichiellaceae. The record is from RefSeq and is a predicted model, not a curated record. Bases 1 to 936 code for a protein of 311 amino acids.
AUGCCUAACAGAGGACCAACUCUGAUCAACCUGCCCCCGCCUCCUUCAGAUCCCGCCACACCCAGCGAGAUGGGUCCUGGCACACCAAACUCGACCACCACAUCUUUGUCUGCGUUGUCGGUUGUAGCGAUCAAAGACGGCGCAAUGGGCCAUGGGGGUCGAGGCGCAACAAGUUCCGCAAAUACUCUCGAAGCCGAACGAGCCGACCGCAUCUCCCGUCUUGCUGGUCUUGAACGAGUCGCAACCUCUAGACCAACCCCCCUAGGGCAUCUGGUACCAGGCACUGGGGUUAUCUAUGGUCAGGCAUUCGACAACGCACCUCAGUUCAAAGAAAGAAGUACAGUGGGCAGCGCUAGCGCAACGGGCAGUGUCGGAGGCCGUACCACAUGGGCGAGCGGCAGUAUUGACUACGAUGCAGACAAGAUGAGCGAGGACCCGGACGACGGAGUUUCUAGCACAGGUGGAUUCAGCGACGAAGAUAAAGCCAGUCUGGUUGGAUUCGGAGAGGGCGCAGGCAGUACAGUGAGUGGUCCGGUAUCGACACCAUACAACACGCGCGCGCCAAUCUCCCGUACGAGCACGAAUGUCGUUGCCCCCUCAACUCCGCGCACUGGGAAUAUACCGGCGUUUGGUUUUGGAUCAGGUCAAAGCACGCCCAUGAGUGGAAUCACGCCGAGUGCCGCUGCAGGAAGCACAGAUCCCAAGAUGAUGGAUGGCAUGAGUUAUGAUCAGAACAUCAUUGAUACCACCAUGCAGCCUGCCCCACCCGUGGAUGAGCCCCCUGUGUAUCGCCAGUCGACCCGGUUCUCAGGGAUGGGUACUGAGAUGGCAGAGCAAGUCAUGCGGGAUCGGUUGGGCGGCCUAGAGCAGGCGCAGCAAUCUAUGCAUCAGGGCGACGGACAGAGUCUGGGUAGGUUUCCUUUCGAGAAGGAGUAG